Messenger RNA from Phragmites australis (common reed), 1299 nucleotides. Its product is annotated as RNA-binding protein 1-like. The transcript has 6 exons. The record is from RefSeq and is a predicted model, not a curated record. Lineage: Eukaryota; Viridiplantae; Streptophyta; Magnoliopsida; Poales; Poaceae. Gene Ontology annotation, molecular function: mRNA binding. The coding region runs from base 127 to 948 and encodes 273 amino acids.
CCCUCCCCCCCCCCCUUCUCUCUCCACGCCACCACCGCCCCCAGUCGCCCGUGCUUCGAAACCCUAGAAGCACGCAUCACUCACCUCCCUCACCUCACCUUACCCGCCGGGGAACGAGCGGAGGCCAUGGCCGCGGAGAACUACUGGAGGUACGCCGACGCGCGGCAGCAGCAGCAGGCCAUGGUGGCGGCGGCGGCGGCCGCGGCCGGGAUGGGCCCCUCGCAGACGGUCAACACGGCCCAAACAGUUGCGGCGGCGGCAGGCAUGGCGCAACAGGCAGCAGCCAUGGCGCAGCAGGCCGCUGCGCCGUCGCUUAAGCGCGCGCGCCCCGACUUCGGAGAUGUGUCCACAGGACAAGACAUGACAGGAUAUUACCCUCGUGAGACUGAUAGGGCAGGUUACCAUUCACUGAGAGAGAACGAAGCAAUUGGAGCAUCUUAUGACCGCUACUUGCGCAAUGGGAUGCCCACUGUUGGGGCCAAUGACACUAGUAGGGCAGUUGUUGGCGGGAUGGCAGGUGCAAUGAGUGGUGGGAUGGCAGGCUAUCCUGUUGAUGAUCGUCGAAUGAUGGGUGUAGUCGGUAUGGACAGCAGAGGGAUGGGCUAUGGUGCCAGACCUGAGCCUCCCCUCCCACCAGAUGCAUCAAGCACUUUGUACAUUGAAGGCUUACCUGCAGACUGCACACGGCGGGAGGUUUCACAUAUAUUUCGCCCAUUUGUAGGUUUCCGUGAAGUGCGGCUUGUUAACAAGGAGUCCAGACACCCUGGUGGAGACCCCCAUGUCUUGUGUUUCGUUGAUUUUGACAACCCUGCCCAAGCUACUAUUGGUCUUGAAGCCUUGCAAGGUUAUAAGUUUGACGAACACGAGCGCGACUCAGCCCAUUUGCGGCUGCAAUUCUCACGCUUUCCUGGUCCGAGGUCAGCUGGCGGGCCUCGUGGUAGGCGUUAAGACGUGCGGGCCUUGUGGCUGCCGAACCUAUCGUUUAUACGAGCGAUCAAACGGCCACGGCGUAACGCUUCUAUAUUGCGCUGAAAUCUCCUUCGUCGGCUUUCUUGUAGGGUUCGUCCACUCAUUUUGUGAAAGCGUGAAAAUGAGAACACAAUAAUUCAGUCUCCUUCCAUUAGAUUGGCGUACCGUAUGUUAGAAUGGAACUUUAAAGUUAUUCGACACAUUGUAUCUGCUCCCUUAGUUAUUAUGGUCUACUGUACUUUAUUUCGGUUCUGCGUGUCUGAGUCUGAGACAAUGACUUUGUUGUCCUGUGAAUUGUUAUAUCUUCUGAAAACCAGAUGUUUGUUGUUA